AUGACGAUCAUUCACAUUGUACUAUUCGAGUGGAAAUCCACGGCUUCCCCAGAGCAUAUCUCAGAAGCUUGUAGCCGCAUGCUCGGACUCAAAGAGCAGUGCAUUCAUCCAACUUCCCAGAAGCCUUACAUCAAGUCCUUCUCAGGGGGCAAGAACAACAGCCCCGAAGGCCACAGCGGUAACUCAACCCAUGGUUUCGUAGUGGAGUUUGAGAAUGAAGAGGACCGCGACUACUAUGUAUACAAAGACCCUGCCCAUCAGGAGUUUGUGAAGUUGGCUGGAGAGGUGGCGAAUGGCGUCAAAGUCUUCGAUUACGAGCCAGGGAAGAUGUAG
Molecule: messenger RNA, 333 nt
Organism: Alternaria viburni
Lineage: Eukaryota; Fungi; Ascomycota; Dothideomycetes; Pleosporales; Pleosporaceae
Exons: 3
Coding region: 1-333 (110 amino acids)
Source: RefSeq, a predicted model, not a curated record